AUGACUGCGCUUGAAAGACAGGUGAGGACACUCGCCACUGCCGUGGAGCGCCUCACCAAACAAAACCAUGACCUAGAAGAGCAACUGAAACAGAAAAAUGCAACUCCCAACAACCAAGGAGCAGAUCAAGAAGGAACCAGCGCCGACAGAAGAAACCAGGAGGGACCCCAGGCCAGCAACACCCCGAGCAAACCAGAACGACAGAACAUAAGCAUCCCCUCCCUCGCAGAAACCACUCCGCCACUUGUUAUCGCGGAGAUGCAGGCCAUGAAGGAACAAAUGGAGAUUAUGAUGAAUGCUCUUAAGGGACGAGUAUCAAGCGACCUUAAUGACCUUGUCAACCGAACUGACUCGCCGUUCACCGCCACCGUCAACUCCUACCAUUUACAAAUGUUCCAGCAAAUGAGGAUCGACAGGGAGCGAUUGAUCCCAACAAAUGCCCUGCUUGUUGGCUUCGACGGGAGCCGAGUAUUCCCACUGGGCGUGGUCACAUUAUCCGUAAUUGUGGGUGAUUACCCUCAACAGAUAGCCAGGGACGUGACAUUCUUGGUAGUCGAUUGCUCGUCAGCCUACAACGCUAUCCUCGGGCGACCCACGCUCAACUCAUGGAAGGCGGCCUUAAGCAUAGAAGAGCACCGGACGGUAACGGAGCCAAUUGAGAAGUUAGAAGAGAUACCCCUUGACAGUUCCGAUCCUGGCCGAACGACCAAAAUUGGAACGCUCGCUAACCCCACGGUCCGCCAGGAGCUCAUAACCUUCCUCAGAUGCAAUCGAGAUGUAUUCGCGUGGGGUCAUGAAGAUAUGCUGGGAAUAGAUCCUUUAGUAAUGGUGCACAGGUUGAAUGUAUCGCCCGCCUUUCCACCUAUCAGACAAAAGAAGAGGGUGUUUGCCCCCGAGCGAGACCGAGCCAUGGCAGAGGAAGUCAGAAAGCUACAGGAAGCGAGCUUCAUUAGGGAAAUAUACUAUCCCGACUGUUUAGCAAAUGUAGUAAUGGUCAAAAAAGUGAGCAGGAAAUGGCAGAUGUGUAUGGACUUCACCGACCUUAACAAGGCCUACCCCAAGGAUAGCUACCCCCUCCCGAGGGUUGAUGUCCUAGUAGACUUUACGGCCCAACACCAGUUGCUGAGCUUCAUGGACGCCUUCUCGGGGUACAACCAAAUCCAAAUGCACGAAGUCGACCAGGAAAAAACAUCGUUCGUGACCAGCCAAGGCCUCUUCUGUUACAAGGUCAUGCCCUUCGGCCUGAAGAACGCAGGCAUAACGUACCAAAGGCUCAUGAACAAAAUGUUCGCGCAACAGAUUAGGAGGAAUGUCUAG
Quercus lobata is the source of this 1317-nucleotide messenger RNA. RefSeq lists its product as uncharacterized. The transcript has 3 exons. Lineage: Eukaryota; Viridiplantae; Streptophyta; Magnoliopsida; Fagales; Fagaceae. The coding region runs from base 1 to 1317 and encodes 438 amino acids. The record is from RefSeq and is a predicted model, not a curated record.